Callorhinchus milii (elephant shark) is the source of this 13140-nucleotide messenger RNA. RefSeq names its product prune homolog 2 with BCH domain. Bases 79 to 9108 code for a protein of 3009 amino acids. Gene Ontology annotation, molecular function: pyrophosphatase activity. Lineage: Eukaryota; Metazoa; Chordata; Chondrichthyes; Chimaeriformes; Callorhinchidae. Gene Ontology annotation, biological process: apoptotic process. The record is from RefSeq and is a predicted model, not a curated record. The transcript is spliced from 21 exons. Gene Ontology annotation, cellular component: cytoplasm.
CAGAGGAGGAGGAGGUGGUGCAGGUGGUGCAGCAGCCUCAAAUGCAGAGCUCAAGCGGUCCCCACAUAAAGCAGAAAGAUGGAUGAGUUCUUGCAGCGCACCAAGUCCAUUCUGAUGAGUGGAGAUGAUCUUCCCAGAGUUCAUGCCAUACUUGGAAACAAAGUGUGUGGUCUGGACUCCACGGUUUCAGCCUUAGCCUAUGCCUACUUCCUUUAUAAGACACAUCCAAAUAAUGACCUGUAUGUACCAGUUCUGAACAUAGAUCGAUCAGAAUUCCCUCUCCGGACUGAAGUUGUGUUUGUCAUGCAGCAGCUGAAUAUCACAGACUCUUGUUUAAUCUUCAGAGAUGAAAUAGAUCUCCAUCUGCUGAACAGGGAAGGGAGGCUGAGUGUUACACUGGUUGACCACAAUAUGCUGGCCAGUCCUGACAAUGAACUUGAAACAGCCGUUAUCAAAAUAAUUGACCACAAUGAGCAAGAUCGACUGCAAUCUGUACAUUGUGAAGUGGUCCAGGAGCCAGUAGGAUCAUGUGUCACGCUGAUAGUUUCAGAGAUUCUUCAACAUGCACCAGAGUUGCUUAACAAACAGCUUGCACAUCUAUUCAGAGGAACAAUACUCCUAGAUAGUGUGAAUAUGACUCCGGAAACUGGAAAAGUGACUUCAAAAGAUGAAGAAAUUGUAGCUGCUCUGGAAGAGAGAUUUCCUGAUCUCCCGCCACAGAAAGAGGUUUUUGAUGCUCUGCAACAAGCAAAAUUUGAUGUCACUGGUUUAAGUACUGAACAGAUUUUGCUGAAGGAUUUUAAAGAGCUGUCAGAAGGAGAAACAAAGCUCGCAAUUAGCACUGUAUACACGACCCUGGAGAACUUUCUGUUCCGUCCGAACUUCAUUAAUGAUCUGAAAAUGUUUGCCGGAAGGUACUGCUAUGAUAUUCAUGUUCUGAUGACCAUCUCACUAAAUGAAGGGGGUGAACCGAGUAGGCAGGUUGCCAUCUAUACUGACAACGAUGAUCUGUCCAACAGAGUAUGUUGUACAUUAGAAGAGUGCCAAAAUCCAUGUCUCCAACUGGAGCCAAUAGAGCAUGGAUUUCAAGAGAUCCGAGCAUAUCAGCAAGGGAGCUCCUCAGUCUCUCAGAAACAGAUUGUUCCACUGAUAAAAGACUGUAUUCACAGGCGACAGCAAGGAUUGUCGAUGAACAGGAGAACUUCGUCCACAGAAGCUGUCAAUGGUAGUGCUCCGGUUUCGGAAGGAUCAUCUGGUGUUCUGGAUUUAUCUGGUCCUGAUGUGGAUUCACAGAACACUGAGUAUAUGGGUGAAAAUUUACUGGAUAACUCACAAGUUUUAAAUGCUUCCUUACAGGCUCAUGGUGAUGUUAACGUUGAUCUUAUGAGCCCAGACAGUGGACUAGCCACUAUCCGAAGCAACCGUUCCUCCAAAGAGAGCUCAGUUUUCCUAAGUGAUGAUAGUCCCAUUCGAGAGGCAAUUGGACCAUCAUCCAGCCUCUUGCAGGGCUACGAUAUGUUUAGUUCUUUGCCUGAAGAUGAGACAGUGGAAGAUGGAGUUGCUCCAAUUGAUAAUGCAAAUAGGUUUGAUUUGUUUGGUCUAGAUCUAGUGCAUAGCAAUAACAUUAAGACCGAUUCUUUGGAAGAUAAUCAAGAUUUUUUGGUGAAUGAUGGAAUACCAAAGGCAGAAUUAGCCCCUCAGAAAGAUAAUGAUGUGGAAGCAGUUCCAUUAAGUGAUCAUGUUUCCAUGGAUUUAAUGAAGGAAACCACAAUGUCAACCGAGCUGGUGAAGGCAGAGGAUGAUAAGAUUUACAAUCAAGAUCGUAUUGGAGAUGAACCAGUAAAAGAGCAAGUGAGAUCCCAAAUUUCCUACACAACUGAUGGAAUUGGAAUGGUCAUUGUGGAUAAGAAGGUUCCUCCAACACCCAUGAACAGUCUUGUAGAAGGGUCACCUCUAGAUGAGGGACCUCCUAACAUUUUUGCAGAAGAUGUUAUAGAGAAAAUGAAUGAAAUUGGCAAUGUUGGCUCACACCAAGCAGAUUGUAUGUAUCUCAGGCAAAAGAACGAAUAUGAAUCUACCAAGACCAUGUCAGAGGAAAGCGAUGGCUGGACAUCACAUCAGAAUGAACUGAGUAACACGGUUACUCAAGAUUCUGAUUUAUGGAUGAAGUUUGACCAGGGAUCCAGUCAACUAAAUUUCAAAGACUAUGACAGGUGGAGUGAAUUUGAUCUACAGCCAAAUGUAUCAACAGAAAUAAGUGCUAGUGAUAUAUGGAAUUCAAUUGAGCAAAUCUCUACCCAGGCCUUUGGUGAUGAACCAGCCACGUCAGACGAAUUAGACAAAACCCCAUCAGUCUCUCAUGAUUUGUGGAACAUCUCUGGGAAAGAAACUGUUCUGUCAGGGUUCCAUAAAUUUGAUGAAUAUUACAAGUUUCAAAACGAAAUUCCAUCAGUGUCUGAGAGUUCAGAUGUAGCCGAUAAACAAGAGGAAGGGAAUGAACAGCAAUAUGAAACUACUUUUAAUGUAGGGAAACUUCCUGUGUCAAAGGAAUAUUCAGAUCAACCACGUUUGAGGGAUGAAGCUGUAAAAGGAGCUAUCCAGCCUAUUAAAAUCCUCCCAGAGGUGUCAGACAAUGCUGAACAGAGAAUCCAAAGUUCAGACCAUGAAAAUCCAGUAUGGACGAAACCGAUUUUAGAGACGUAUUUACAUCCUUCUUAUAAUUUGAGUGACCCUAAACAGGAAGUGACUUUGAAUUCAGAUAUAUUGAGUGAACCUAAAAAUGAUGAUGGCCAACCAGUUGCAGAAAAUGCAGAUGAUUGGGCUACAUUUGACCAGGAAGCUAACAGUUCUGCAUCAGACAGUGAUGAUCCAUUAUCUGAAAAAGCCACCCAAAAAACUGUGUGCACCUAUAAUGUAUGUGGUUCAAGACAGGAGAAGAACAAAGGCUUUGAAAAUGUAAAUGUUUGGAAUGAAUCCACACAGGCAGAUAGUCAACUUACUGCACAAGGUCUUGAAACGUGCAAUACUUGUCAACAUGAUAUUAAAUAUUCACCAUCUGACCAUGUGGAAAAGCAGAAUACACAUGCAGACUUGGUUACGGAAGCAAGGAAUGAUUCUGUAUGGGAUAUUACCCAGCCAGCAUUUAAAAUGCAAACCCUGGAAGUACAACAAGAACAUGAUCACAGUCGGACCAUAUUUGAAGCUGUGGAUUCAGCAGAUGCACAGGAACACAAGCCACCAUCUCCACAUUUGUCUGAUGUGUGGAAUGAAUUUGAAAAAAAUAGAUAUUCAUCUUCUGAAAGUUUAGAUGCUUGGGGUGCUCCUGUCAAAACGUUCAGUCAGCAAAGUGUAGAGUUACCAGUUAAACUGAAUAAUUCUGACCAAGAAGCUAGAUAUUCAGCAACUCAAAAUGUGUAUGUGUGGAAUAAGGAACAAGAGAAUCAUCAGCUUCAAGAAGGGAAGCAAAAUCCAUGGAAUAUUUUUGAGCAGGAUAGUGGCCAGUCAACAUUUGAAAGCCAAGCCUGGUACAAUCAGAUGCAAGAGAUCAGUCAGGCAGAUACAGAUCAUCUUGAGAUGUACCAUGCAUCUGACAUUGGAAAACAAUUUGGAAAUGAUAAAAGUCAGGAGAAAGAAAAAGAUCUCACACAGAAUAAUAAGGAAACAACAUUAGACCUUUAUGAUACACACUGUGAAGCUGAAGAGCACAGUCAUUUGUCAAGCCAACAUGACUACAGGCAUCAUGAAUCAGAAUAUCAUGUGAGACCUAUUGAACAUCCAGAUGAACCUUUAGAAAAAGUUUUGAAGCAUCCUGAUCUGUGGAGUGAUUCUGAAUAUGAGUUUAUCCAUUCACCUGGUGAUGUUCUUAUUUCCAAUAAAUUCGAACAUAAGUUAAGUCAGUCAAAUGUGCCAAAUCCUGACGGACAGACAACAGAGAUUGAUAGCAGCUCACUAGAAGUUGAAUAUGUGGAUAAAAGUGACAGCAACCUAGCCUCAAAGAUCUUUGAACACGGAAGCAAUGAGGACAAUAAAUUGAUUUCAGAUGAGGAUGAGAGGAUGGGAGAAAUGGAUUAUAUAGUUGUAGCUGGAAGAGAAAGGAUGUCUGGAGCAGACACAAAUGGACAGGACAAAGAAAAUAUGGUCAUGGAAGAUAUAAAUGCAAGAAUUUUGAACAUUGACUAUCAAGGACAAACUUUGUCAACCUCUCCUUCAAUCACUGUUCAACCAGAGCUCAGUGACAAUGAAAGCAGUGCCUUGGAGAGUUCUUCCACUGAAUAUCUUCCUGCAAACAAAAUCUUAGAUGACCCUUUUAUGAGAACUAAUUGCCAGGAUGAAGGGAAAAUAAAUUUAGAUGAGAAUGCCAGUAUUGAGGAUGAAUUCAAUUAUCAAGUCAAUAUUGAGGAGGAAAUUGAUGAGAAAGCCAGCAUUGAGGAUGAAUUCAAUGAUCAAGUCAAUAUUGAGGAGGAAAUUGAUGAGGAAGCCAGUACUGGGGAUGAAUUCAAUGAGGAAAUCAAUAUCCAGGAUGAAAUCAAUGAGAAAGCUGGCAUCGAGGAUAAAUUCAACAAGCAGGACAAUAUUCAGGAGAAAAUCGAUGAGAAAGCUGAUAUCAAGGAUGAAUUCAAUGAGGAAAUCAAUAUAGAGGACAAGAUUGAUGUGGAAGCCAAUAUCAAGGAUGAAUUCAAGGAGCAAGGCAAGAUUCAGGAAGAAUUUGAUGAAAAAGCCAACAUUGAAGAUGAAUUCAAUAUCAAGGACCCAAUUGAUGAGAAUGUUAGUAUAGAAGACGAAGUUAAUGAACAAGCCAAUAUUCAGGAGAAAAUCGAUGAGAAAGCUGAUAUCAAGGAUGAAUUCAAUGAGGAAAUCAAUAUAGAGGACAAGAUUGAUGUGAAAGCCAGUAUCAAGGAUGAAUUCAAUGAGCAAAGCAAGAUUCAGGAGGAAUUUGAUGAAAAAGCCAACAUUAAAGAUGAAUUCAAUAUCAAGGACACAAUUGAUGAGAAUGUUAGUAUAGAAGAUGAAUUUAAUGAACAAGCCAAUAUUCAGGAGAAAAUCAAUGAGAAAGUUGAUAUCAAGGAUGAAUUCAAUGAGGAAAUCAAUAUAGAGGACAAGAUUGAUGUGGAAGCCAGUAUCACGGAUGAAUUCAAUGAGCAAGGCAAGAUUCAGGAAGAAUUUGAUGAAAAAGCCAACAUUGAAGAUGAAUUCAAUAUCAAGGACACAAUUGAUGAGAAUGUUAGUAUAGAAGAUGAAUUUAAUGAACAAGCCAAUAUUCAGGAGAAAAUCGAUGAGAAAGCUGAUAUCAAGGAUGAAUUCAAUGAGGAAAUCAAUAUAGAGGACAAGAUUGAUGUGGAAGCCAGUAUCAAGGAUGAAUUCAGUGAACAAGGCAAGAUUCAGGCGGAAUUUGAUGAAAAAGCCAACAUUGAAGAUGAAUUCAAUAUCAAGGACACAAUUGAUGAGAAUGUUAGUAUAGAAGACGAAUUUAAUGAACAAGCCAAUAUUCAGGAGAAAAUCGAUGAGAAAGCCAGCGUUGAGGAUGAAUUCAACAAGCGAGGCAAUUUUCAAGCGAAAAUCGAUGACAAAUCCAGUAUUGACAAUGAAUUCAACAAGCAAAGCAAAAUUCAGGAGGAAAUCAAUGAGAAAGCAAACAUAGAGGACAAAUUCAAUGAGGGAAUCAAUAUUGAGGAUACAAUUGAUGAGAAUGCCAGUAUAGUAGAUGAAUUUAAUGAACAAGACAAGAUUGAGGAAGAAAUUGAUGAGAAAAACAGUAUCGAGGAUGAAUUUGAUGAGGAAAUCAAUAUCCAAGGCAACAUUGAUGUAGAAACCAAUAUCGAAGAUGAAUUCAACAAGCAAGGCAAGGUUCAGUUGGAUAUUGAUGAAAAAAACAAUCUAGAGGACAAAUUCAAUGAUCAAGUUAAUAUCCAAGACAAAAUCAGUGAGAAAACCAGGAUUGGGGAAGAAUUCAAUGAGCAAAUUAAUACUCAGGAGGAAAUUGAUGAGAAAACCAGUGUCGAGGAUGAGUUUAAUGAGGAUGGUAAUAUUCAGGAGGAAAUCUAUGAGAUAGCCAGCAUCGAGGAUGAAUUCAGGGAGGAAAUCAAUAUUCAGGAGGAAAUUGAUGACAAAGCAAGUAUUGAGGAUGAAUUCAACGAGCAAGGUAAUAUUCAGGAGAAAAUCAAUGAAAAAGCCAACUUAGAGAAUGAAUUCAAUGAGGAAAUCAAUAUUCAGGAGGAAAUUGAUGACAAAGCAAGUAUUGAGGAUGAAUUCAACGAGCAAGGUAAUAUUCAGGAGAAAAUCAAUGAAAAAGCCAACUUAGAGAAUGAAUUCAAUGAGGAAAUCAAUAUUCAGGAGGAAAUUGAUGAGAAAGCCAACAUUGAGGAUGAAUUCAAUGAGGAAUUCAAUAUCAAGGACACAAUUAAUGAGACAUUAACUAUUGAAGACAAAUUCAAUGAUCAAGGCAAGAUUCAGGAGGAAAUCAAUGAGAAAGCCAGUAUUGGGGAUGAUUUCAAAGAGCAAGUUAAUAUUCAGGAUAAAAUUGGUAAGGUAGCCAGUAUCGAGGACAAAUCCAAUGAUCAAGUUAAUAUUCCGGACGACAUCUAUGAGAAAACCUACCUAGAGGAUGAAAUCAUUGAGGGAAUCGAUAUCCAGGAUGAAAUCAAUGAGAAAGCCAGCAUCGAGGAAGAAUUUGACAAGCAAGGCAAUAUUCAGGAGGAAAUGAAUGAGAAAGCCAGUAUCAAGGAUGAAUUCAGAGAAGAAAUCAAUAAUCAGGAGGAAAUUGAAGAGAGAACCAGUAUCAAGCAUGAAUUCAACAAGCAAGGCAAGACUCAGGAAGAAAUCAAUGAGGAAGCCAGCAUUGAGGAUGAAUUCAAUGAGGAAAUCAAUAUCGAGGACACAAUUGAUGAAAAUGCCAGUAUAGAAGAUGAAUUUAAUGAACAAGGCAAGAUUCAAGAAGAAAUUGAUGAGAAAGCCAGUAUUGAGGAUGAAUUCAAUGAGCAAGGCAAUAUCCAGGAAAAUAAUGAUGAGAAUGCCAUUAUAGAAGAUGAAUUCAACAAGCAGGGCAAGUUUCAGGAGGAAAUCGAUGAGAAAGCCAACAUAGAGAAUGAAUUCAAUGAGGAAAUCAAUAUCCAGGACAAAAUUCAUAUGGAAGCGAGUAUCAAGUAUGAAUUCAAUGAGCAUGGCAAUAUUCAGGAGAAUAUCAAUGAGAAAGCCAGCAUUGAUGACAAAUUCAAUGGGCAAGUUAAUAUCCGGGAAGAAAUUGAUGAGAAAGCCAACAUCCAGGAAGAAUUCAAUGAGCAAAUUAAUAUUCAGGAGGAAAUUGAUGAGGAAACCAGUGUCGAGGAUGAGUUUAAUGAGGAAGGUAAUAUUCAGGAGGAAAUCUAUGAGAUAGCCAGCAUCGAGGAUGAAUUCAGUGACGAAAUCAAUAUUCAGGACGAAAUUGAUGACAAAGCCAGUAUAGAAGACCAAUUCAACGAACAAGACAAUAUCCAGGAAGAAACCAGUAUGAAGAAUGAAUUCAAUGAGGAAAUUGAUAAGAAAGACAGUUUCAAGGACAAUUUUAAUGAGAAGGCUCACAGUGAAGACAGAUCAGAUAGAAAGUUUAAUUCUAAGGAUGAACUAGUUGAGAGAGCUAGUAUUGAGGAAGGAGACACCCAAAGCUGGACAGUGCUAAAUGCAAAUGAGCCAGUUGACAUCUUGUCCGAAAGUAGUAUAACAGAAACAAGUGGAUCUGAAUCAGAGCAUUCAGUCAAAGAACUGGAAGCAAUAAGUUCACUUGCUGAUGGAAAUGCUGCUGCAAAUGAAACUGAAGAAACUAAGGAUGUCCAAAAUAUGAUACAUGAUGUAUCUUUAGAAAUGGAAAGCAUGGUGUGGUCAAAUGAGAUGGUAUCUAUAGAUGGAUCUGAGAGGAUUAUGCCGGAGUUGCCAGUGAGGGAGGUCCACCUUUUAUCUAACACUGUAGAAGGUGAAAAGAUUCUUAACCUUUCGCUACCAGGUCUGACAGAUACUUGUACUUCAACGGAACUACAAGAAAUUAACUCAACUGAACUAAGACUUUCAACUGAAGAUGUACGAUCAAAACCAGAGGAUGUCGGAAUGGACAUUCCCUUUGAUGAGGGAGUGCUAAGUCCCUUAGCUGAAGACAGCAGACCUGCACCACCUAAUUCCCUGAACCUCAAUGGAAUCCAGGCUGGAAGGAAAAAGCUUGCUGCUCCUGAAAUCAACCUUUCACUGGAUCAGAGCGAGGGCUCAAUCCUGUCUGACGACAACCUUGAUACUCCAGAUGACCUAGACAUCAAUGUAGAUGACCUUGAAACCCCCGACGAGGCGGAUUCUCUUGAAUACUCCGGGCAUGGUAAUGAACUGGAGUGGGAAGAUGAGACGCCUAUUGCCACCAACACUGCAAAAGAGGAAGUGGAACCCAUACCGGAAUAUACCGCGGAGCAAGAACGCACAGAUAAUCGGCUGUGGAGGACAGUUGUCAUUGGAGAGCAGGAGCACAGGAUUGACAUGAAGGCCAUUGAACCUUACCAAAAGGUUAUCUCUCAUGGCGGAUACUAUAGUGACGGACUCAAUGCCAUUAUUGUGUUUGCUGCGUGUUUCCUACCAGAGAGUACUGGAGACAACUAUCACUAUGUUAUGGAGAAUCUUUUUUUGUAUGUGAUUAGUACUUUGGAGCUCCUGGUAGCUGAGGACUACCUGAUAGUUUAUCUGAAUGGAGCGACUCCACGAAGGAGAAUGCCAGGAUUUACUUGGAUGAAAAGGUGCUAUCAGAUGAUAGAUAGAAGGCUGAGGAAGAACCUGAAAUCAUUUAUAAUUGUGCAUCCAUCGUGGUUUAUCAGAGCGAUCCUUGCUGUUACUCGGCCUUUCAUUAGUUCAAAGUUCAGCAGUAAGAUAAGAUACGUCAGUAGCCUGACUGAGCUGGAGGAACUGAUUCCAAUGCAACAUGUUCAGAUUCCAGAGGGCAUCAGGAAGUAUGAAGAGAGAAAGUGUCUAAAAAGAAACACAAGACUGGAUGAAGAAUUAAAGGAGUCAUCCGACUCAGCAAAAGUUAGCAGCCUGCAAAGUGAUCCAGAAGCACCUUCAAAUGAACAAGAAAUACAAACAACACCAAGUGAAGGCAUGGAAUAAUUGUGUUGCCUCGGUCUCCGAAUAUUUCUUAGGAUGUUUGUUUUCUGAGUAGCAGCUGUAUUAGUUAACUUCCUUCAUUGAUUCCUGAUUCUUUUGUUCAAACUUAGUUCUUGUUUAUUUUCUGAAGUAUCAUUUUGUGAGUCAUAAACUAAGUCAUGCUGUGUAAAAAUAUCAAAUGGAUUAUUGUGAUAUGUGCCAGUGAUAUAUUUACUUAGAGCUUUGAUUUCAAACAUUGCCCAUUUAAACAAAUAAUCCAGAACCAUAUCAAUUGUCAUAUUUAAAGGAAAUACCUGUCAAUGUUGACAUUUUUCUUUCUCAGUGCUAAAAGUUAAACUAAAUAAGCACCACUUUCCUGAAUUGAGACCUUUGUGUCUGGAUCAAGAUUGGCAGAAGGCCAGUUGUGUAUUUUUGUUAGAUUGUGACAUCUCUUUGCAAAGGAACAGAGAGGAAUGAGGAAGAGCUGUUCAUUGAACCUUCAAACCUUGUUCACUUCCAUUGAAAGGUAACAUGGGUUCUUCAGACUUUUUUGAUCAAUCAUCUCUUUUUGCCAUUUGUAAACCAUGGAAGAUGAUCUUAGAUGUUUUCCCAUAUAAAAAGGUUCAUUAAAAAGGUUUCUCCUCCCCACAAAAAAUAUAUUUUUGACAAAGCUGGAUAUAAAUAAUUUAAUUUGUACAAUAAUUUUCAUAACUUGGUUCCAUUCUGUUGAAAUAUUUACUGAGGAAUUUAAAAUCAAAUUACUUUCCAUUUUUCAUCUUUCUUCAUUCCGAAUUGAUCAUGCCUCCUCUGCCUGGCAUCAGAAAGCCUGUAUGUCCUGUAUGUUUGGGCCCCUCCUACUAUCUGGCCCAAUUGGUCCCAACCUCGCACAAUGAAAAUAAAAGUGGGCUCGAAUCUAAAUUGGGGAGGAUUUUGCACAUGUAAUCUUCAUUUUGGAUAGGUUAACACUUAGACUUCCAGUAGCUCUGGGAAAGUCCACUUUUUAUUUUUCUACAAUUUUAGCUCCCAAUACUGAAAAAAAUUCUAAUAUUACAGUAAUAAUGGCAUUGAUAUUGAAGGUCAUCAUAUUACUGGAAUAUGUAAUAUUAACAAAAGAGAUAUUUUAAAGCCUCAUUCCUGCUCUGACUCCCAUCUCUAUUUUGCAACCCCUGACCCCAUUCCCCUGACCCCCAUUUUCCUUUCUAUGAUUUCUAGUUUUAACUUUUAUUUCAUUAUAUUUAUUAUUUUGAAUAAAAUGUUAUUUUCCUGCCUUCCUCAACUUGUUGUUUUAACGCUGUUUAGUUUUUGGCUUAAUUAAAAAAAAAAUUAAUUAGCUAACCAAGAGGCUGAGCAUUGAAAUUUGACCUGGUGUGUCAUUGGAACCAAGGUUUGGAAGCACAAAGUAAAUGAGUCCUGAAGAGUUAGUUUGUCAGCAGAUUGAAUUCAGUGCCUGUAAAUUGUUUUUUCGUUGUGGUUCUUAAUAGGUAACUACUUUUGCUGGGCCUACCGGGCAACUCAUAGUUUUGUGUGUUUUUUAAAAAAAAUCAUGUAUGCAAAUAAAUGCAACAAGUUAGGGAAGGUUAUUUGUGAAGUUGAGCUAAGUAUGCAUGAGAGAGAGUGAUCAAUUGUAUUUUAAUAAACAAACUAGCAAGGAGCUUGAUAAUUGUCAGGGCAGUAAGAUUAUAUGAAAAUAUAAUGUUCAGCAACACAGUGUUAUUGGUAUUCCAUGGCUGUAGUUUCUUACUCAAAGUGACAACAGCAGCUGUUUCAUUUCCAGUUAAACAGCAGAUAGGUGAUAAUUGGUGCCUAGAAGUUUGGAAAUGUGUCAUCUUGCUCAAAGUAAAUGAACUAAGAAAUUGUGGCAUUUACAAAAUAAGUAUAAGGUUAUUUUCAUAUUUGAAACACUUAAGGUGUGUCAGAUAUUGCCUAUGAAGAAAAACAAUGCCAGUACAAGUCUAGUUCCCAAGGAUCCCAUAAUACUAUCUUUAUCCACAUAUAUACACCAGUACCCACCUAGCAACAGACAAGGAAAUCACUCCUGUGCCAAGGAGAGGGAGGAAAUGUGGGGUUAACUCCUCAAGGUAUCACAGAGGAGAAUGAAAACUGAUCACAAAUCUUAUCUUAAAAGUGUGCUUUAUUUAAUAUGCAAGUUUGUUUUUUUUCUUUUUAAAUGAUAUAUUGACAACUAAGUCUGAUUUCCUGAGAUUGAGUACAAAUCUUUACAAGUUGGAAACAUUUGCACUAUUGUGAGCUUGGACAGCAACUGCAGUGUGCUUCUAUGACAUAUCUUUAAAAAUAAUGACAGUACAUAUGAUUUCAUGCACAUCAUCGGGCUUUCAUUAAACAUUUACCAGUUUGGAGAGUUCCUCGAUUGAUUGGUGUAGUAAAACUUACUAAGAAGCUGUUAUGGGUUUGUCAGAAGGACUUUGAUUAACCAAAUUUAAAAGUAGCUGGAAGACUUUGGGUAGAUCAAUUAAUGACUGAACUAAGAAUCAAGCUGUUUAAUCACUCAAGGAAGUGUUGUCAUUUCAAGCUUUUCUGCAGUAUUGCUUUCUAGUGAUCAGGAUUUAUUACCCAUUAACUUGCAUUUGCAUUGACUUGCACUGAUGAAAAGCAAUGACAGGGAUAAUGCAUUACGCUUUGGGGAGAAUAACAUUUACGUCUGCAGCCAGGCUCCCUUUGUUUUCAAUGAGGCAAAAAAAUAAGUGCCAACUCAGUCCAUCUUCACAGCCAAAUCAUGUUAGAAAAAAGAGAUUCCCCAUAACAUUGGGGAUCUGAUAUGCAAUGAUUUCUUAAUAGAAGAGACCUGAGGGACCUCUGCUCUAAUGCAUUCUACUUUGGGAGUUUGUGUAUUUUUGGAUCAAUUAGUUCCAGUUACUAGAAGGAGUCUUCUCGAGUUCUUUAUAAGGGAUUCUGUUGUAAAUUAGCAUUUCCUAGACCCUCAUUGUGUUAUUUUUUUCUACAGAUAGUGCACACAAAUCCUUUUGAUUCAAACUGCUUUGAAAGACAUUGCUACCUGACAUGUUGAAGUACAUUACCCUGGUAGAUCAUGAAGCAUUCUCAAAACAUUUGCUCCACAUGCUCACGACCGGCCCUGAAAUACAUAAAAUAUAUCUCCGUAAAUAAUGUAACAGGUAACUUGCAACAUAUACUUUUCGAAAUUAUUAUGUACAAGAAAUGGAUGCAUGUUAUGAAAAGUGUGCAAUAUAAAUUCAGUCGGUGAAAGAAUGAAUUGCAAUAUUUGAGCUCAAAAAAUCCUGGCCAGUAUAUCAAUGUAAAUGAGAAACUGCUACAAUUGUAUUUCGGUGUACAACAGGUAGUACUAUCCUUUGAUUGUAAUGUUCAAUAUUGUUAUAAUCUAGAGAAGUUACAAUGUAGUUAAAGCAUUAUGCAAGGCAGGUAUUAGCUGCCUCAUUAUUAUUCUUUGGAAUUUGUUGAUCAGUAGUAGUUUGUAUUAAAAUAUGCUUAAUAUUACAAGUGAUUUAAACCGAGAGUACAGACUGCCAUGCGAUAUAAUUAAAUCGCCAUUUUCAAUGAGUAAACUAUGUCUUUGUUAAGAGUUCAUGAACUACCCAGAAUGAUUGCAAGGAAGAUGAAGGUGUUUGUUAAAUAGCACAUUUUCCUGCAUGACAAGUGACUUAACAUUCUCCUCCCUUCUGUGCCAUAUUAGCUGCACGGAAUUUAGACAGAUACAAGCAAGUAUAACAAUUUUAGCUGCAAUAAAUUCAGCAAUGAAGUCUUAGUGCAGAAAUCAACAUUAUCUCUUUUAAUAUACAAAGACUUUGAGAGAACUGUUAAAGAGUAAUGAGUACGUGAGGGAAUUGAAUGUGUGCAGUAGUCAAAGAGCAAAGAACAAAUUGCACACGUUACUGCUGGCUAAACUACCAUGCCCAGUUCAGCUGCCGUGGUAACCUAAUGUCCUCUGCUAUUGUAUUCUUCAGGCAUUACUAUUUGGAAAGUUCCUGUUAGAUUUUUCUUUCUGUAAAAAUACGAUGUGAAACUUUACAUAUCCUUAAGUACGAUUGCAAUUUGCACUAUUAAAUACUGUGCUGUCCUUUA